This is a messenger RNA of Lodderomyces oxycetoniae, 1323 nucleotides long. RefSeq lists its product as uncharacterized. Gene Ontology annotation, cellular component: nuclear pore; cytoplasm. The record is from RefSeq and is a predicted model, not a curated record. The transcript has a single exon. Gene Ontology annotation, biological process: NLS-bearing protein import into nucleus. NCBI's taxonomy places the organism in Eukaryota, Fungi, Ascomycota, Pichiomycetes, Serinales, Debaryomycetaceae. Bases 1 to 1323 code for a protein of 440 amino acids. Gene Ontology annotation, molecular function: GTPase activator activity.
AUGCCAGAUGAGAGUCCAGCUAAACGGAAAAUAGAUUUGGAGGAUAGUACAAUCAAUGCUAAAUUGAAGCGGACGAAGCUGAUUGGUCAUGAGGAUUUGACAUCAAGUAUACUUGCUGAAGUCAAGAGAACAUUUGAAGAUCGCAUUGCCAAGCUAGAGUCAAGAGUUGAGGCUUUGGAAGAGAUAUUAAAGGUUGAUAAUAAAAAAGGGGGUAAGCAGGAAAAGUCAAUUGAGGUCUCUGACGCAGAUACAAUGGUAGAUAAUGGGAACAGGGUUGAGCAACAAGAACAAACAAAGCUGAAGGAAGAACCACCAAGUAAACACCCGCCGGCUCUUCCACCUAGAAAUAAGGAAAUUUUUGGAAAAGGUGGCUCAUUUCAAUUUAAAAAAACUUCCGAGCUCUCUCCCGAACUUGGUGUGAAAAAAAAUGGACAAGACUGUAUCAACAGUGAAGCACACAAAGAACCAUCGUCAUCGUCGUCAUCGUCGUUGCGUAGUAUACCAAUAAGUUCCAAACCUGUAUUUGGAGCAACUACAUCUUUCGGCAACAUGGCCAAGAACCUGAAUCCGUUGAAAACCAAACUAGACAUAAAUUCGUCAGCUGCUACUGCUGCUGCCCCUGCUGCCCCUACUGCCCCUGCUGCUGCUGCUGCCGCUGCGACAGAAACAGCAACUGCUGUUGCUUCUACUGCUACUGCUGCAACACAAAAUUCAGCAAAAUUCCCCGUCCCUGGAUCGACUUUUAAAUCAACAUUUGGAUCGAAAUCUCGUUUUGGUAACGCUUUUCAGGAGUCCCUUAAGCAAAAGUCUUUUCUCGACAAUACCAGCGAUACGACUACUUCAAUUCAAGACAAAACCACUAGACCCGAUAGUAAAGAUGAGUUGCAAACGACGACAACGACGCAACAGUUUCAGCAAGUUGACUUGAAUCCAGUAGAACAAAGUACGGGUGAAGAAGACGAAAAAUCCUUGUUUACAUCAAACGCAAAAUUAUUUGAACUUAAUCUAUCCAAGAUAAGUGAAGGUUGGAAAGAACGAGGUGUGGGGCCCUUACAUUUGAAUCAGUCCCAGAAAGAUAAGAAAUUGGUAAGAAUAGUGAUGAGAUCUCAAGGUUUGUUGCGAGUUAUAUUGAAUUAUAAAAUUCAAGUGGAUACAGCAGUAAUGAAAGGCUUGGAAGCAAGUUUAUCUCCAGGAAAGUACUUUCGACUAAACUCAAUAAACUCUGAAGGGCAGCCAAUACAAUAUCUUAUAAAACUAGCCAAUGAGAAACUCAGAGAUGAGUUGAUUAACGAAAUAGACAAAUUAAAGUUGGAGAUGAAAUAA